Ceratosolen solmsi marchali is the source of this 1295-nucleotide messenger RNA. RefSeq names its product beta-ureidopropionase-like. Gene Ontology annotation, molecular function: beta-ureidopropionase activity. Lineage: Eukaryota; Metazoa; Arthropoda; Insecta; Hymenoptera; Agaonidae. The record is from RefSeq and is a predicted model, not a curated record. The transcript is spliced from 5 exons. The coding region runs from base 98 to 1234 and encodes 378 amino acids.
GACAGGGAAGGGGUUGUUAGCGGGUAUAUAAUUGAACGGUAUAGAGGCGGAGGUCGGCAAUUCGAUUCAGUUUACUAACGCCGAUCACUGUCACAAAAUGGAUUCAUUGAGCGUCGAAAAGAUCCUCGAGGACAACAUCCCAGAGCAGCUCCUGGGGAAGGUUAAGCGCGUGAUCUAUGGACGGGAUCUGCAGUCAAUUCAGCUGCCAACUCUGGAUAAAAAUUUGCAAUGCGAGAUUAAAGGUUACAAGAUGGGGGGCGCCCGGGCGGAACAGCUGCGCGAUCCGCGAAUCGUCCGGGUUGGCCUCAUCCAGAAUACGAUCGUCCUGCCUACCUCGGAGCCGAUCGCCGAUCAGAGGAAAGCGAUACACGAUAAGGUCGGCAAGUACAUCGAGCACGCGGCCAAGUGCGGCGCCAACAUCGUCUGUAUGCAAGAACUUUGGACUAUGCCGAUGGGUUUCUGCACGCGCGAAAAGUAUCCAUGGGCGGAAUUCGCAGAGGACGCGAUAAAUGGCCCAACGACAAGCCUCGUGUCAAAACUCGCCCGUAAUCACGGCAUCGUCGUCGUCUCCUCGAUCCUGGAACGCGAUAGCACCAACAGCGACAUCCUCUGGAAUACGACGGUUGUCAUCGACGCCAAUGGUUCGGUCCUCGGUAAGCAGAGAAAAAAUCACAUACCACGUAACGGGGACUUCAACGAGUCGACCUACUACAUGGAGGGCAACCUCGGACACCCGGUCUUCAAAACCAAAUUUGCCAAGAUUGGCGUCGUCACCUGCUACGGCCGACAUCAUCCUCUCAACUGGCUCAUGUAUGGCAUUAAUGGCGCCGAGAUCGUGUUCAAUCCUUCGGCAAUAACGUCGGAGAGUUUCGAGACUUUAUGGCAGAUCGAGGCUCGUUGCGCCGCCAUCUCCAACAGCUACUACACGUGCGCGAUCAACCGGGUCGGCACGGAGGUCUACCCGCAACCCUUCACCUCGGGUGACGCGAAACCCCCCCAUAAGGAUCUCGGUGAGUUCUUCGGCUCGAGCUACGUCACUGCCCCCGAUGGCACUCGCACCCCGGGUCUCGGGCGCUGCAGCGAUGGCAUCCUCAUCGCCGAAAUAGAUCUCAACCUCUGCAGGCAGAUACGAGAUCUCUGGAACUUCCCGAUGACUCGUCGUCUGGAUCUAUAUGCUCAUAAACUUACCGAAGCAAGCAAUCCGGACUUUCAACCACAAAUCAUUGAUAAAUAAAUCAUUUCGCUCGUUCAAUAAUACACAUUACGAUUACGGCAAAUGUAUUAUAAAAAUUUUU